Molecule: messenger RNA, 1623 nt
Organism: Leptosia nina
Lineage: Eukaryota; Metazoa; Arthropoda; Insecta; Lepidoptera; Pieridae
Source: the annotation of a GenBank genome assembly
AUGGAAUCCUUUCGUGUUACGACUGCCAAAUUAUUUAAUAUUCUCUUUUUGUGCGCGCUAACUUUUAAUUCGGCUACAACAGAACACAUCACAUAUGAUAUUGACAACGGCCUACAGGGUCAUAGUGGAUUAAGACCAUUAAUAAAGUUGCUGGAACAUGAGCGUUACCGGAGAGAGACUACAUUGGUGAACAACACAACCAGUACCAAUACAACAAGUACGAACUCAACAGCACCUGCUCCCAAUGCCACUGAUGCCACAAAUUUACCAUCUACUACAAAAGCAAAUAGUGUGUCCAACGAUACGAAUAAAACGACAACAGCGGACGCGAAUCCAUCGCACCUUCUUGGGUUUAACAACUCUGGAAUUUUACACGUGACGAUACCAAGCCAUGUACCGACAGUGAGCGAUCCUAUAACACCUAACGAUGAUACAAGCGAUGUUUUCAAAGAGACGACGGCAACUAUCAAGGCCAAAGAAAAUUUGACUGACGUAACAUUUGAUAGCCGUGUCUUCUACAAUAGCACUUUUAUUGGUAAUUUGGAGUUCUUUAACCAAUACUGGUCGAAUAUUACACAACAAAAGGCUGAAAUUCACGAUGUCCUCAGUAACUCACAUCGUCGUGCAACAACCAUAAAACUGUCCUUCGAGUUUCCAUUCUACGGCAACCCAGUGACGAACAUCACUGUAGCAACAGGUGGAUUUAUAUAUAUCGGGGAACAUGUCCACAACUGGCUUGCGGCGACGCAAUAUAUUGCACCGCUUAUGGCCAAUUUUGACACAACACUUGGCAACGACAGUGUCGUCAAACAAUACGACGAUGGUGAAAAAUUCGCUGUCUUCUGGGAAAAUGUGACACUGCAAGAGAAUUCAACCUCACCGUUUACAUUCGCUGUGGUUAUGUAUAAAAAUGGGGAUAUUGUAUUUGUAUACAAGGACAUACCGUUCCCCAUACAGAAUAUCAGUGAUAAGGAACAUCCAGUUAAGGUUGGCAUCAGUGACGCCUACCUCACCGGCCAAACAUACUUACAUGUAAGGCAUAAAACUAUUUACGAGUACCACCGUAUGUCGUUCAAGAACUACGAAAUCGCCAAUCACACUAUCUUGAAGCUGAUCGCUCUCCCCACCUGCCUUGGAUAUGAUACAUGUGAAGGCUGCGCGAACCACGACACUCAUUUUAACUGUUCCUGGUGUCCCCGUAUCAAUAAAUGCUCCAGCAAAACGGACAAGGUCAAACACGACUGGAUUAUGUACCAUUGUGAGGCGGUAGCGGUAACAGACGAAGUCGCGUGUCCAGCAAAAAUAGGUCAUCAACCCUCAGAUACUGUGAACACAGCGUACACCACAGAUAAUCGCUCGGGUGAUCAUUCACAAGAGGCGGCCCGCAAGUUGCACACCGAGGGUACUCCAGAUGUGCCGCCGAAUAAACCCCAUUCCGCUAUUGGCGGUGUUGUUGCGGCCUUUGUAGUGGUCACAUUGAUUUGCAGCUUUGUUGGAUGGAUGGUAUAUGCGUAUAAGAAUCCACUUUCCAGGAGCGGUCAAAUACUUAUUAGAUAUCGUCCCUCGCAGUGGAGUUGGCGACGCGGCGAAGCCCGUUAUACAGCGGCCACGAUACACAUGUAA